Molecule: messenger RNA, 5909 nt
Organism: Bombyx mandarina (wild silkworm)
Lineage: Eukaryota; Metazoa; Arthropoda; Insecta; Lepidoptera; Bombycidae
Gene: Ncoa6
Product: Nuclear receptor coactivator 6
Biological process (GO): positive regulation of transcription by RNA polymerase II
Cellular component (GO): histone methyltransferase complex; transcription regulator complex; nucleus
Source: RefSeq, a predicted model, not a curated record
CGGCCGUUGUUAUUGUUCGUACCGAAUUAACUAUUUGUAAAUUAUAUACUAAUCUUUUAAGGGAUUUUUCUAAUGAACUGGUGUACUGAAAUGAUGCUUUAACUUAUUUUAAUUCGGUACGAUAAGUUUUAAGUACGAUUUUAAGUGUUUUGUGUGUUUUUUUCGCAUUUUAUGUGUGUCAUUGCAAAUGGGGUAAGCUGGAAUUAUCGGAUGUCGCUUAGGUUGUUUUGAAUAGUUACAACAAGAAAAUGGAGUGACCUUAUGUGUUGAAUCAGACAGUGCACAAAUAUUUUCACCAAUCGCCCUACGUUUAAAGCCUUCGGAAACACGAGGGAGAUCAUAAUUUACAAAUGUUCCAUGCUGUGACUGCACUCCCCGUACAUUUCAAAAUGGCUGCUCUUGACGAUAUAUGAGCUUUGCGUCACUGGAACAUAAAUCAGUGGAUUCGAUUCAUGAAGAAAUCGUUGUGUUUAAGUCGCAAGUCGCUAGUGAAAAAUAGGAAUUGGAAGGAGAACACGAUCCCGGGUGAAGUCGGACCGGGACAAUAGUGGUGUGUCAUAUGUUUUCAGAGUGGACAGUGGUCAUAGGACCGAGAUUGCUUUGCGUCCGUGCCGGACUGUGAUGUUGCGUUUGAUAUCCAAGGAUGGUUCUAAUCAAGAGGGAUUAAUGAUACUAGUGUGUAAUUGAUCGGAAUGUGACAUCGUAUGAGAGUAUGGCAGCGGACAGCGACGGGCCAGGAUCGGCGGGCGGCGGCUGGUGCGGCGUGGUGGUGACUUGCGAGGGCGACCUGCGCGACCCUCGCUUCCCGACGCGCCUACGCCGUCUCCUGCGCGACCUGCGCACGCUGCUCGCCGACCCGCACCCACAGCACCUCAAAGUUAACAAGGUGGAGCCAUGGAACUCGGUUCGCGUCACACUGUCGGUGCCACGAGCGGCCGCGGCUCGGCUCCGGGCGCUGGCGAUGGGAGGAGCCCCCCAGCUGAGGGCGCUCGGAAUCCUCUCCGUGCAACUUGACGGCGACGCUGCCGUCUCGUUGCGGCUACAGCACGGGGCUGAGCUGACCAUAAGCGCCGAUGGUGAUGACGCGAGCUCAUCAAGAUCGCAAUCGAACGUGGAGUUGUUAGCUGGCUUAGAGGGGAUAGGCCGGCUGAUGGAGGGGGCCGACGGAGCGUCCACCUCGGCUGACGCCACUCCUUCAUCUUCCACUCAGAACAGGGACAACUUCAAAUCCCCCAACACUGUCUGUCCAAUGGAUGGGAAGAUACCGCAGAACAUUCCCACGCCGACCACAGACAGAUGUGAAUUCCCCUUCGGCAGUAUGACUCAAGCGAGAGUGAUACACCGGAAAGAGAAUACUUUAGGUUUAGGUGGUUCAUCAAGUAGCAUAAGGCCGUCUUCUGAUGCCAUGUUCGCGAGGCCGUCGACAUCAUCGUUCACAGGGCCGCCCCCGCCCUACCCCGCGCCGCCCCCUCCGGCGCCUCCCUCCACGCCUACGCCCCCCACUGUCGCGAUGUCUUCGCCUCUUCUCGUAAACUUAUUGCAGAACGACGCGCCCACCCCUCAACCUAGACCCAAACCUCCGCAGCACCCCGCUAAACUAGAUCGGCUUGAAGACGGACAGGUGGAAUUAGCUGUCGGUCGUGCGCCUUUUGAGUACCGCGGGCCCCGCACCCCGGCACCGCUCCGCAUGCCGCCCUCCCCGGCGCCUUCUUCGCCGUCCCCGGCCCCGUCCCCGACACCACGUCCGGCCCCUAGGCCCGCACCUUACAUCCGGCGAGCCUUUGCCCCGGCAAGGCCCAGUCUUCCGCCGCCACCUCCCACUGUGACGUAUCGUACAGUGCCAGCGCCGAAUGCAACGGUCGUGUCCCGGACUCGAUUUCAGCCGGGCACGUACUCGACCGAGUCGUUUGGUCCUCCGCCCCCGUAUGGCGGCCGGCAAGCGACGCCACGGCCCCCGCCGCCUCGUGCCGCCCCGCCCCCGACACCGCCGCCACAGUCCUCGAGGGUCACUCCCGAAGACCUGCAAGCUCUACUGCCUCCGCCCACCACAUCUAUGGAUCAAAAGACUCAGUCCAGUUUUCAGGAAUUCCAGAGGUAUCAACAGCAGUACAUCGCGCUGCAGAGAGCAAAUUCUCGUAGCGCGGCCGGCUCCACGACGAGCGGGUCGGAGUGGGGUGAACCGUACCGAGACUCGCUCUCAGGGCUGCAGCUACCAGAGCUACCCGACACGGAUUUGGAUCAGUUGCUGCCGACGUUGGGUGCCGAUCUGAACUUGGAUGAUCCCGCAUUAUCGGCGAUCUCGGACUUGGACGCGGCCGGCAAGCUCGACCUACUGUACGACGGCGGUGCUGCUCCUACGCCCGACUCGCUGCUUCACGAGAUCACUGGGCAGUUUCCACCCCAGGUCAACGGACCCUACUCAGAACCCCCUACGUCCUCCGCAAGUGAAGUGCCUUCUAAAUCAGAAUCUUUCGACAGUGAAACGACUUUUAUGCCACCCCCUCCUGUGCCGCAAACGUCUAAAUAUCAAACAAAUCAUCACCCCCCUUUCAAAUCACCGCCGACCUCGUACGCGUCGCCCGUGUCGUGUAACUCUGAACUGGUGCGGACGGUGUCGAGUCAAGCGAAUUCGAAUCACGGGCAGAUGAGUCAAAAUCAGCAUCCAACGAAUCAAAUGUCGCCUGGUCACACGUCGAUGCCGCCGCCGAUGCGGUUGCCGAUGAGGACGACGUCUGUGAGCACCGCCACGGUCGGCUCGCAGGCCACCGCGCAGGAGAUCGAAGAACAAAACAAGCAGUACCUGAUCAAGACGCUCAUGCGAGACGACGACUCGCCUCCUCCAGCGCCGCCACCUCCACCUCCGUCUGAGCCCGAGAAAAAAGUCGACGAGAUCACUGUCGUGCAAUGUAAAAUCAAAGAAAACUCUACAGAUACGAUCCCGGAAAUAUUUGGUAUCGCGAAGUCGAUACCCGAAGAUGACGGGAAGAAGGAUGAUGAAGCGAGAAAAAAUAAGUUGACGAAAAAGGAUCGUGAUGAGAAACUAGUCGCUCAAAAGGGCGGGAAGCCUCGUGUCACAGGGGCGAAAGAGAAACCCGCCAUCUUGAAGGAUAAAAUAAUCCGCGACGUUAAGUCCACCAAAGUUGCCUUACCUAGGCCCGUGCUCACGAAGCCCGCCACCCCCACCAGCGACGCGCCCAAGUCGCCGCCCGGAGAGAAGGAGUCCAUCAAGCUCAGGCUUACGAAGACGAAGCUCGACAAGAACGAGCCUGUCGUCCAACCGGUCUACAAGGCGGACGUCAGCUUCGUCAAUCAACAGAAGGGCGAGAAGUCUGACGGUGAGCUCAGAGUGCCGCCGUUGCAUAUAAGCCUAAAGGGAAGAAAUUCUGCUGUCAUAAAGAACUCCAAAAAGGAGAAAAAGAAAUUCAGUCCGGGCGAUUUGCACACAAAGAAAGUUAAAAUCAAGAAAGCGCUAGAAGACGAAAAACCGCACAGGCGGGAGUCGGACGAGUGCAUCGCUUCGAAGUCUGGCGAUGGUGCCGAAAACAAGACUGAUGAGUAUUUAAACGCGAAAGGCAUUAAGCUUAACAACCACUACGACGGCGACGCGGUCAAAACCGAAAUAACGGGAGACAAUAACGUCGUCUACCGAAUGAAGACUAUAUCGAAGAACGCUCACAUAGUCACCAAGUCCCACGACUACAAACUCAACAACAAGGUCCAGAUGAUGGACUUGAAAGUUAAAAAGAAAUUCAAAAUACUCAGCGAGGAUAAAACAGAAAAAGACAAAGAUUGGCGGAACAACUUAUUAGAGAAAGAAGGGAAGUAUGCACAGAAUGAGGGUUACAGAGAGACUCCUAACAAUCAUGAAGUAAAAAAGAAGUUACCUAGCGGAAAGGAUGGUGUCAAAUGUGAUAGGUCCAGUGACGGGAAGACGGUGCAAUCGGACGCAGAAUGUGAGAAAGGUGCUAGUGACAAGUGUAAAGUGGAAUGGACGCUAAUCGAGGGUGAGAACAGGACUUCUGAAAGUGACAAUAAGUUAAAAAGGACACUAACCGAAAGUGCAAUUACCUCUCCUAAUGGACUCCUUACUUCUGAGAAGAAGAGGAAAACCAGUCAUAGUUCCUUAUCAGAUCCGCCGGGCUCCACCAACACGGGCACCGUCAGCGCCGGCUCCUCUCCCGGCGGCUCGUCUCCGCGGCGCAGGGAGCGGCCCAAAGACAAGUCCUACUGCAAGCUCGUCGCCGAGCGAGCUGCCGACAAACUGUCUGCGCGCUCGCCUUCCUCGCAGGCCCAGGGAGAGGAUUCGGGGAUCGAGUCCAUGGACGCGCUCUCGGAGAAGUCGCCCAACCAGGCCAGCCAGUCCCCGCCCGGACCCCAGCGCAAGGAACACCUCGACAUGCCGCGCUCCACCAGCCCCGCCUCCGUGCAGAGGAUCAUCGGCGUCAUCGAGCCCGCGCCCGCAGCGGACGACCUGCUCGUGCCGCUCUACGACCCGGGGGACAUCGAGGCCGAGCUCGCCAAGAUGCACGCGGGACGAGUUAACGGCGACCGGCCGCUGCAACAUGAACACACCAAAGAACGGGAACCGACGCCCAUCCUGAGGGAAAGAGACGAACCCUCCGCCUCCGACGAACCGCACUCGAAACCCGAACUCGACGGCGGCGGGGACACCAACACUCCCUCUUCUGUCCCCGACGACCCGGGCGGUGCCAAGAAGGAGCCAGACUUCGAUCCGCUGCCCAGUAGAAUGUCGCCGCCCCUUUAUACGUAUUCGAAUCAAGAAAAAGGUGAUCCAGAAUCUAACGUCAAGGAAGAGAAACCUGGAACCGAAAGUCGCGAGACGAGGCCCGGGGGCGAUGAGAAACGGGAGACGAAAAUCGAAAGGCUACCAUUGAAAGCUGACUUUCCCGAUAAGAGUUUGCUGGAGCAGUUGCUGAUAGAGAUUCCGACUCCGGACUAUGUCGGGAAGAGGCCCGAGUCGCCAUCUCCGUCGGCACUCGAGCGCGUGGCGAGAACCAGCGUCCGCACCCGCGCCAGCAGCAAGCUCAACAGCCCCGCCGAGCCGCGCCUCUCGCCCGUCAGAACCAAGGCGGAUCGAGCUGACUCCCCCGCCCUGCAGCCGAGGAACUGUCUGCGCGCCGUCGCCGACGACAAGAUCAGUCCGCGCAACGCCGCCCCCGCGCCCCGCCCCCCGGCCCCCGUCGCGCCCGUCGUCAAGCGGAAGCGCCGCGAGUCGGAAAGUUCCGGUGCCUCCACCCUCAGUUGCGAGGAGGGCCUCUCGCCCGCCGCUCGACCGAAAAAGAAACCGCGCCGAACUGAUUUGAAACCGGUCAAUCCAACGGGAGCGCCCCUCAAAACCAAGAAGGAUUCGGACAGCGACAGCGACGAGCCUCUAAUUUGUAAAGUGCGAGGGAAACCGACGAAGGGGGUGAGGAGCGCGGGGCGCGGGGGAGCGAAAGCUGCCGAGGGUAUCAGCACGCGGCGCUCUGUGAGGCAGGGCAUGACCGCGCCGCCCGCCCCCGCCCCGGCCCCCGCGCCCGCCGCGCUGCCCGCGUCCGCCCCCGCCGCCCCGCCCGCCGCGGCGCCGGCUCCAGCCCCCCCUGUACCCGCUCCCGUCAGAAGAAAAACGAGAAGUGCCGCGGGCGAAGGCCUGGCGGGCGCAGUGCGGCGGCGGCGCCUGUCCCGGGACGGCAAGUGACGGCGGUCGGGCGCGGAGCCCGGGCCCUCCCCGCCGCGCCUGAUGCUGUGUCCGCUGCUGGACUGACGCUGGACCGUCCGCUAACAGUACACUAUACACGCAGAUCACACAGGUAUAUAUCGACGCUUGAAAGGCAAACGUGACUAAGCGACUAUGCGUGAAAUUUACAGUAGACUAAUUUAAAGUUGAAAUACAUGAAAACAAAAUCUAU